ACUGUAACCAAGCGCUGCCUCUGUAGCCUGCAAAUGACGCCUGACUCGAGCAGGUACCGCGAUAGACACUACAACUGUGAUCCACCGACUUUACCAGUUACCCUUGUAUCUACCUCCGUACACAGCGAGAGCACCUCCGUAUCUCUACAUAGCCCUCUACUCUCCCGAACACCCAUAAUCCUGCUGGAGGCGCUGGAAUACUGGCGCCGCCAUGACUUGAACCUCCAGAAAUGUUCCGCCGCUCGUUGCUCUCCAUCCACAACACUCCUCUACGACGCCUGACGAGCCCUGCCACAGCUCCAUACAAUGGCUUUCUGCGAUAUCCAGCCUUUCGGAACUCCUCGACGCCCUUCUCGCGAUGGCGUGCAGCCUCCAAUCGACCCUACGAAUACCAAUAUCAUCCCCAGUCACCUGCUGUCCACGUUAUUCGCGAGGGACCCUCACGUCUAGCCCGCUUCGCCAGAUCCGUACUAUGGGCCUUCCUAUUCCUCACUCUAGGCACCUACGCAGCCUCGCGCUACAUGGUUGGGGCAUAUUUCCGACAAGCAAGAGUAAAGCUCGAUUCUGCUCCAGAUGUAGAGCUAGCCCACGACAUCCUAGACCAGAUCGAUCGACAUCCUGCCGUCCAGGCUCUGAAAGCGGACCCCGAGUUUGAAGAGGUACUUCCCCUGGCCACAACUCCCGAGAUUACAAAGGCAAUACAGACGGGGAAAGACCCCAGACUCGUUCAUCACUUGGUUUACACUGCGCUUCGCGGGUCCCGCGGCGUCUUCCCUCGAGCCUUCUAUUGUCACUCGCGUGCUACACUGGUCAUGGUGGUGGGAUUCAGUUAUGGCACAGAAGGGACAAUGGGAACUCUGCACAACGGAGCCCUGGCAACGAUGGUGCAUGAAGCGUUGAGAGUGCUAGCAGCAGCCUGGUUCCCUGCCGAGGUCUCGUACAAACUCGCGGACCUCCACAUGUAUUUCAGCAUUCCCCCGGUGUCGAAUGGCAUCUAUUGCAUCCGUGUCAUGCCUGCUAGCACCGUGGCAGACUUGGAAGAGAUCGUGAGCGAGCACAGAUCGAGAACCAAUGCACAGCCGGCGGAAAGCAAGAGCAAAAGCAGUCCAUUCGAUCGCUUUCUCCCCUCCUGGCUUCGAUCAGGGACGAAUUCGGACCCCGCCCACUAUCAACCUCCUAUUUGGCCUGAUUGGUUUGAUCCCACAGAUGAGGAACAAACGACCAAUACAAUGAUUGCCUCAGUGUCCAUGUAUGAUGGACAUCCUCUGGACGAGGCUAAUGCCGCCAUCGUGCACUGCGUCGGACGGUUUGAGGUGAAGCAAGAAGAGAGUCAGGCGUCGGAAGACUCUCCACGGCAGGAGGAGGAUGAAGUUACCCCUUGAAGAUGCGCCCAUGCUGCCUUCAUCCCCCUUUCUGAUGGUCAAAUCUAGUUUCCGAAGGAGUGGUCAUCCGUCCGGAGACAAUGGCAAAGUUAUUUCUUCGCCAACUCCAAGACUCCUAACGUCACAGACCCAGCCAUUCUCCUUCAGCCUCUCCCCACUUUGGCCCUGAUACAAGCUCAUGAUCGCUUGAUCCACUGAGCCACGCUUCACGCGCAACCGUUUGACGCUUAUCCCACAGUCGACUUUCGGUUCGUCGUGUGCACUGAUCCAGCACUGCGCCAUCAGAGCACGAGCAAUCUCCGCCCCACCCUGUACGCCUGCCAUGAUGUUGCCUCCGAGGUACCAGGGGUUUUGGGCGUGGUCGAAUGAGUGGAAGAGGAUUGUGAGCGGAAGCGCACCAGGAAGCCGGGCAAGAUGGUUCUGUAUGUACGGUUGGAGAUCACUCAAGGGGAGGCCAUGCGGCGAGUAAAUGAUGGAUAUGACAUUAGAUGGAUUAUGGUCUGAAGGAGACACGGGCGGUUGGUACGUGAUACCCCACGCAUUAUGCAAGCCCGUAAAAUAAGAUUUUGCUGGUACAAAUGCGAUGGCCAGCUCUCCUGGUGACCCUUGCGGAGACAGCGGAGGGAUAGGUAGUCGUAGUAAUGUUGUUGAAGUUGACGUAAACAGCGAUGUCGAUGGCGACGGCGACGGGGAUGGAGAUGGAGAAAGAGACCUCGAUUUAAUGUUAUUGUGAGUCUGAUUGUUGGUACUAAGAUCAUAUUUCUGUACGGCAACCACCCUCCCCGGAUCGAAAUACUUCCACCCUCUGAUAGUUUUGGCGGCCCCCGGUUCAGCGGCAAUGAUAGUCUUUGUCUUUGCAGGCAGCUGAAGCAGGGUUUCUCGAUGGCAAUGAUCCGGUUUAUUCUGAGAUAUAAUCAUGACGUCUGGCUCUCGUGGCAAUUCGGACAGAUGUUCGAUAGCGCUGGGGAAGCGGUGGGUUGUCUUUGCGAACCAGGGGGCCGUGAUGAUCGAUGGACCGGUAAGCCAUGGGUCGAUGAGAACGGUGGAUGUGGGAGUACUAGUAUUUUCAUGGGCCUCGUUGAACGUGAGUAGGAACGUUGAGUCGGCGUUGAGGUGUUUGACUGUUAGUGUCAUUGUCAUGCCCGCGGACAUGGAGGAUUAGAGUGCAUGUGUAGCCCUGCUAUCACUGUAGUAUAACCUGAGGUAUGUACAUGUACUGUAUCAG
Molecule: messenger RNA, 2607 nt
Organism: Exophiala dermatitidis NIH/UT8656
Lineage: Eukaryota; Fungi; Ascomycota; Eurotiomycetes; Chaetothyriales; Herpotrichiellaceae
Exons: 1
Coding region: 231-1382 (383 amino acids)
Source: RefSeq, a predicted model, not a curated record